Alternaria atra is the source of this 573-nucleotide messenger RNA. RefSeq lists its product as uncharacterized. The record is from RefSeq and is a predicted model, not a curated record. NCBI's taxonomy places the organism in Eukaryota, Fungi, Ascomycota, Dothideomycetes, Pleosporales, Pleosporaceae. Bases 1 to 573 code for a protein of 190 amino acids. The transcript is spliced from 2 exons.
AUGAACAGCGCCGAAUCCGUACACGCAUUCGACAAGCUGUUAGAUGAGCGGAAGCAUCUCUCAAUAUGCAGGCCGGCCAAAUGGCCAGCAGCUCGCAACGACCAUUACUGCGACCAAAAGGUGUGUCGUCACGCUGUCCUCGAAUUGUCCCCUAUAUAUGUCCCGUCAGACAACGAUAGCGAUGUGCAGUCGCACGCCACGCCUGGCAGCGAAUUUUACAAUACCCAAUACGGCACUAUGCCAACAGGAUACUCUGAGACUGGAAGCUACAGUCUAGGUCACACAUACCCCACCGAUGACUAUGCCGGUGGGAAUGUUCAAUUCAACUCCGCCGAAUGGAAUCAACGUGUCACCCGUCACAGGUUCGACACCGAAAACCUUCGGAAAAUGUCUGUGCUGACCGAUACAAACAUAGCCACGAACGCCACACAGGUCGUCAUCUGCGGGGUGCACGCAGAGUAUGGACUUAUUUGGCUUAUGGAAUUUAGUUUGCUUGUGAAAUGUCAGGGAUGGUUAGACGUGAGUGUCAUUCUUUAUUACCACGACAACAAGUCAUUUUCCCUCGGCCGAUAG